AUGGAAUUCCUCCCGAGUCCCCUAGCCCAUCGCCCACAGCUCGUGCUCUUGUUGUCAAUAGUUCCCACCCCUAUUGGACUCGACCAGCUCCCUAAGAGCUCCCAGCUCGACGUCGACCACCCCACACCCUUGACCUUGGCAACUUCCAACCGCUAUUCAAUAAUCCCUCUCUUCUCCACAUCUUUGACCACCAUGCGAUACUUUAUUCUCAGUGCACACGGCGGUAUUGGCUACCUGGCAGCCCUGCGUAUACUGGCACAGGACCCUCAAGAUGUCUGCACAUUCUUGGUCCCCUUCAACGAGUCUGAAACCUGGAAGAGUGACCCUCAGCUGAGGUCUUACAUUGCUUCAAAAACUGCCCUGAUUCAGACUGGAGAUGCAAAAAAUGUCGACGACGUUCAGCGUGCGUGGCACGUUGCAGAGAUGGGCAUUGAUAUGCCAGACCAACUUUCCUCACUGAAGAGCACUGGUGCUGAAGAACUCUUGGCAAUACUCAAAUGCUUUCCAGCAUACCCUUAUCCGACAUUCAAAAUGUGCCGCGAAGCCUUUGCAUAUUCAGUCAAGUCCCGUGCAUCAUAUCACCAACAACGCCUUGCGCCAUUGCAGAUGCCUCGUUCACCUUCGUAUUCCUCAAGAUCGCCCCGCUUGAUACUUGUUUCGCCCUCGCGCUCGUUGAAGCGUUUGCAUUCUUCUGCUCGUGGGUCAAAGGAAGAACAAGCUAUUGCCUGGGCAACUGGCAAAAAGAUGUCAUCCAGCGCCAACCUGGCUAGCCCCGGUUCAGCUAGCAUGGAACCCGGAACGCCGAUUCAUGCGGACAGCCACUCGAUCCACUCCUCGUAUUCGACGCAAUUGACCCUGAGCAAGACUGGAUCUUUGUUCCCUGAGGAACAACAAGCGACCAGCACACGCGGGGGAUGGCUCGAUCCAAAACAUGCUCUGAUUAUUCGCCCUGCCGUACUCAUGCGGAGACGGUGUCGAGGUGAUGAGACUGGUUCCUCUACACCGUAUCGUAUUCAGGAGGAGUUCACGUUACGCGACCGCGGAGGCGGAUGGACUAUCAGUAAGCGAGACGUCGCACAUUUCAUCGUUGCCAAAGCGUUGGAUGACUGGGCUGCCUGGGGCGGCCGCAAAGUGCGCAUCGCUUAUUGA
This is a messenger RNA of Rhizoctonia solani, 1149 nucleotides long. RefSeq lists its product as uncharacterized. Lineage: Eukaryota; Fungi; Basidiomycota; Agaricomycetes; Cantharellales; Ceratobasidiaceae. The record is from RefSeq and is a predicted model, not a curated record. The transcript has 4 exons. Bases 1 to 1149 code for a protein of 382 amino acids.